AUGCUGUGGUCGCAGCUGCCCAAUGUGCAGUGGAUCCUGCCGCAUGCGCCCUCGAUCCCCAUCACACUGAACGGCGGUAUGGCCAUGCCUGGCUGGUUCGACAUCAAGACGCUCGACCGCUCGAAGCGCGUCGACGGACUAGAGGACGAGGCCGGCCUGCAGGCGACAGUGGACAAGAUUGACGCCCUGAUCCAGCUCGAGGUCGACAAGGGGAUCCCCGAGGACAAGAUUGUGCUGGGCGGAUUCUCGCAGGGCGGCGCCAUUGCCGCUCUCUCGCUGCUGCUCAAGAACAGGAAUCUCGCCGGCUACGUUGCUCUCAGCACUUGGAUCCCGAUGCCGGAGAAGGUCGCGCAGGAGGCGCGCCCGAACGCAAAGGACUACCCUGUCUUCUGGGGACAUGGCACCGACGACCAGGUCGUGCGGUAUGAGUACGGCGUCCAGUCCGUCGAGCUCCUCAAGAAGCUCGGCUUCCCCUCGGUGCCCGAGGACAAGAUCUUUGAGCGCCCCGGACUCAAGUUUGAGUCCUACCCCGGCAUGCAGCACUCGUCGUGCCCCGAGGAGAUCCGCGACCUCGCCGCGUGGCUCCAGAAGGUUACCAGUAAGUUAGACCAGUGA
Messenger RNA from Trichosporon asahii var. asahii CBS 2479, 615 nucleotides. Its product is annotated as acyl-protein thioesterase-1. NCBI's taxonomy places the organism in Eukaryota, Fungi, Basidiomycota, Tremellomycetes, Trichosporonales, Trichosporonaceae. Gene Ontology annotation, molecular function: carboxylic ester hydrolase activity; palmitoyl-(protein) hydrolase activity. The transcript has 3 exons. Bases 1 to 615 code for a protein of 204 amino acids. Gene Ontology annotation, cellular component: cytoplasm. Gene Ontology annotation, biological process: protein depalmitoylation. The record is from RefSeq and is a predicted model, not a curated record.